This is a messenger RNA of Dentiscutata heterogama, 664 nucleotides long. The record is from the annotation of a GenBank genome assembly. Lineage: Eukaryota; Fungi; Glomeromycota; Glomeromycetes; Diversisporales; Gigasporaceae.
AUGUCUUCCGAACUUGAAUAUCAAAAUUUGGUACUUGAAAAGGCGACUUCGGAACAAGCUAGAAUAACUAAUCGCAAUUCAUAUAUGAACUGGGGUUAUCCACAGUUGACAAUAGAUGAAUACAUAGAACGUGAAGAGAUACUUGCCAAUAAUGAAUUUACUUUAGAAAGUUUUAAAGUCUGGAUUCUAGUUUCAAAAAAAUGCAUUUUAUCAAAAGAUACUGAACUGACAAUCUUUUCACAAUGCGAAACAUACAAACUUAAAGCAUUGAUAACAUUAUCAUCUGGACAAAUUCAAGAAGUAAUCGGUUAUUACAUCACUUCAUUAUUCACUCCUGCUCAAUUAGGUUGGAGAAUUUUUCCUCAUAAAGAGAUCAAAUUUAAAGUCGAUGAUAGAUUCUCUACGUCUUUAAAACAUUCUGAACUGAUCGUUGCAAUUAAUCAAUCUAACUUAGAAACUAUUAUUAAUACAAAUGAUCAAAGACAAUUUGGUGCAAUGAUUUCAAAUAAAAAAAAAGAAUCUUACAAUAAGAAAGAAGAAUUGUUUGAAAGAUUUAUCAUGUGGAAUCAUGAUUUUAGGGGUAAUCAAUUGUUCAUUAUCAGAUUUCGUUGUGAUUCACCAUAUUCAACAUGUUUAUUAAUCCAACAAGCCAUUCAAGAAGCUA